Molecule: messenger RNA, 1967 nt
Organism: Vespa mandarinia (Asian giant hornet)
Lineage: Eukaryota; Metazoa; Arthropoda; Insecta; Hymenoptera; Vespidae
Gene: Naxd
Product: NAD(P)HX dehydratase
Biological process (GO): metabolite repair
Molecular function (GO): ATP-dependent NAD(P)H-hydrate dehydratase activity
Source: RefSeq, a predicted model, not a curated record
GAAUAUAUGGCGAUAAAACAGUUCGAUAUGUUUAAUGAUAUCAACAAUUUGGUUAAUUUCAAGGAAUAUAAUAUAAAAGAAGAAAAUCUAAGAAUUAAAAAUUAUGAAUAUUGGAAUUUUUCGUGGAAUACGCUUUAAUUUUGUUGGUAUAUCAGCCAUGUCUACAUGGAUAUCCGCAGACGAACGUAUGUUAAAAAUAAUAAGGAAGAUAGUACCAAAUUUGACCAAUACUAAAUAUAAAGGUCAAGAUGGAAGAAUAGGAAUAUUCGGUGGUAGCUCAGAUUAUACUGGAGCACCAUAUUUCACGGCAAUGAGUGCUCUUAGAACUGGCGCAGAUUUAGUGCAUAUAUUUUGUGUAAAAGAUGCUAGUACACCUAUUAAAUCUUUUAGCCCAGAACCAAUUGUACAUCCGGUUUUGGAUCAAUACGAUGCUAUGAAACAUAUAAAGCCUUGGUUGGAUCGUUUGCAUAUUAUUAUCAUUGGGCCAGGACUUGGAAGAGAUGAUAAGAUUCUUAAAGUCAUAGUUGAAUUGAUUUCCAUCUGCCGUGAAUUAAAAAAACCAUUGAUAAUAGACGCGGAUGGAUUAUUCUUAAUAUUUCAAAAACCUGACAUAAUUAAGGAUUAUCCAGAUUUAAUACUUACACCUAAUGCUAUGGAAUUUAGUCGAUUAGCUAAGUCUAUAUUAAAAAAAUCGAUUCAACCUUCCCCAAUGGUUAAGCCUGCGGAUGUAAAAGAAUUGGCGGAUACUCUUGGAAAGAAUGUUGUCAUUUUACAUAAAGGAGCAAAAGAUAUUAUAGCGGAUGGACAUGAAGGCACUGAAACUAUAUCAUGUGGCAUGGCUGGUUCUGGACGACGAUGCGGUGGUCAAGGAGAUCUUUUAGUUGGAUCCGUAGCUGUUUUCUGGUGGUGGGCCAUUUGUGGUGUAACUUGUGAUUCCACUAUAUCACCUUCGGUAUUAGCAUGUUACGCAGGAUCAAGAUUAAUUAGAGAAUGUAAUUCAGCUGCGUAUAAAAUUAAACAAAGAGCCACUUUGACAAGUGAUAUGUUGGAACAAAUACAAAAUGUUUUUGCUAGAAUUUUUGAAACUCAUGGCAACAAGUGAGCUAUAAGUUUGAAUCGUAAACUCAUAUAUAUAUAUAUGUAUAUUUACAGGCAAUUUUUUUAUAAUUGCAUAUAUAUUUCUUAGUAUAAACAAUUAUUUAAUGAAUUUUUUUUAAAUAUAUUUCUUAACAAGAAAAGAGUAUAUAUGUAUAUAUCUAAUAUCCCAUCAAAGUUUUCUUAAUAUUCGUUUUAGAACUUCGUCAUUCAAUGGGAGAAAUCGAUUAUUGCAAAAUGUUGAUAAUUAAAAACAUUGGAUCAUGUUUAAAUGAAAUUUUUAGAAUACACGAGAUAUAGUAUACUAAAGAAUAUUAAUAAAUAUAAUGUUAUUUUAUGACAAAUUAGAUCAUAUGCAUGCAUUUAGCAUUGUUAAUAUCUUAGAUAUGGAAAAGUUAUAAAUAAUAAGACUGUCAAUAAAAUAUUUUGUACAUUUUAUACUCUAAGAGUAUUUAAGGAACGAAAUAAGAUCAGUACAUUGGUAAUUAAAUUUUUAAAAAGAAAUCUACUUAUAUAUUUAUAAUAAUGAUAAUAUUAAUAAUAAUAAAAAUAUUUCUUUUCCUUUUUCUUGUUUAUACAAAACUUUUAGAUUUUGCAUGAUCAUACAAGAAAUAUAGAAAUUUAAUGGUCACUCGUACAUAAAUAUUAAGAAGAGAAAAAUUUGUCAUACAACAACAUUUAUGUGAUUUAUCACAAGAAAUACAUAUCUAAUAUCAUUUUUAAGAAUGAUGCUGUAGAUUUCAGCCAUGGUAAGCCAAUUAAUUAAGUACAAAUAUAUUGCAUCGUACUGCAAAUUUUUUAUCUGCUACUUAUAACCGAUAUUGUAAUCGAUUACUUUUCUAUUAUAAUGAAUAAUUUCAUUAUUUAACAGA